CUUCAUUCCCUAAACCACACACAACCCAAUUUCCUCUCAAAAUCAACAAACAAACUAGCCGGAGGAGAUCAUCACACUGCUCAAUCCACAAUCAACCGUCUUAGCAGCUAACCUUCAACAUGGAUCUUAACCUCAAAGCAACCGAGCUAAGUUUAGCCUUGCCCGGAACCGACGACUUGCCGGAGAUUAAAACAACAACAACGUCUAACCAAAUCAAAACCAACAAAAGAAGUUCACCGGAUAUCGAUGCAAGUGUUACCGACGAAUCAAGAUCCACCCCUACACCAAAGGCACAAGUGGUUGGGUGGCCGCCGGUGAGAUCUUACCGGAAAAACAUAUUACAAGGGAAGAAAGUGGAGCCGGAGAUGGGUUCCGGGAUGUUUGUGAAAGUGAGUAUGGAUGGAGCUCCAUACCUAAGAAAGAUUGACUUGAAAGUGUACAAAAGUUAUGGGGAGUUGAUGAAGAGUUUGGAAGAGAUGUUUGCGUGCAUUAUAGGGUUGUACAGUGAGAAUGAUGGGUACAAGGGAUCAAAGCAUGCGGCAACUUAUGAAGAUAAAGAUGGAGAUUGGAUGCUUGUUGGAGAUGUACCAUGGGAAAUGUUUGUUACUUCUUGCAAAAGGCUUAGAAUCAUGAAAGGGUGUGAUGCUAGAGGGUUGGAUUUAUGAAUUAAUAUAUUAAAUAAACCUAAGUUUUCAUUUAACAAAAUGUGAAAAUGGUUAAUAGGAUGUUUGUAUCGAAUUUUCAUCUAUUUUAGUGUAGAAUGAGGAUUUGAGUUUUUGAAGAACAAUAUACAAAUAUGUAUAGAUAUGUUCAUGUAAUGUCUUUUUUCCUCAAGUUUACUUUUGGUUGUUGCUUUAAAAUGAAAGUGGAUACAUGUUAAAUUC
Molecule: messenger RNA, 884 nt
Organism: Helianthus annuus (common sunflower)
Lineage: Eukaryota; Viridiplantae; Streptophyta; Magnoliopsida; Asterales; Asteraceae
Product: auxin-induced protein 22D
Exons: 2
Coding region: 120-665 (181 amino acids)
Biological process (GO): regulation of DNA-templated transcription
Cellular component (GO): nucleus
Molecular function (GO): protein binding
Source: RefSeq, a predicted model, not a curated record